AUGAUAACUCGGGAAACUGAGGAUCCGGGAAGAGCUUACGGAAGGGGCGAGCCGUGUAUCUCGACAUGCAAUCAGAUCUUAUUUCACGUCACGUGUAACCUAUCGACCCAUGUCUGCGAGUGCCUCAAAGACUAUCCCGUGAACGUCAACAAUAAAAAUUGUCGAAAAGCCGUUCGCAACGGAGGGAAAUGCGAGUUCACCGAAGAGUGCAGUUAUUUCGACAAAAACACUGUCUGUACUAACGAUGGCUUAUGUCAGUGCUCUGAAGGCUAUGAUAUAAAAAGUGAGGACAACAAGAAAGAAAACGUAUGCUCAGCCGUGGAUUCGCCAAUGCAUUUGCGUAUAGGGGCCGCAACUUAUGAGUUCUUGAACAAUGCAGAUCUGACCACUUUGUUAAGCCUUAUUAUAAGUCUAUUUCUGCUUAUAUUCCUCUUCUGUUUUGUUAUCAAACUCUUCAAUAAAGCGCGUUUUAGCGAUGGCAGUGAGCGGUGCUAUUCGAGAGCAUCGGUGCCACCGGUUAUAUUGACCGGACACGAGACGAUCGCCGCCUCCCGGAACUCCAGCGCCAGGAGUUGUCAUGAAUACUUACCACCUUCUCGUCGGGCCAGCUAUUCCUUGUUAGCGCCCCCGCCCUCUAACUUAGUGUCUCGACGUCCGAGUAUGUCAUCCAUACGCUCUCAAAGUUCCUUAAGAAGCUAUUCGUCAUUUCGAAGUCAAUCAUCGUUUAGAAACUAUAGGCCAGGGAUUGGCGUUCGCGAGCCCUUCCGCAGAACCACGUCCUCACCGGUCGACUCAAUGCAACAAAUUGUGUCCAAUUCUUCCUUCAAUACCGAACAACCCUUUCGACAAAACCAUUUCAACACUAACUUAAGGAACAAAAGUGAAACAUGUAUUAUUCACGAUUCGUGUGGAAUAAACCCUUCAGUGCCUAACCAUUGAUUCACAUUAUUUUAGUGCAAAACAAAUAACAUUCAAUCGACAAAACAAAGUUCACAAAUGGAUUUCUGGACAAACAUCUCAUCAAUUAUUGGAUUUAUAUUGAAUUAAAUGCAUUAUUUAGACUAAAAAUAUAAAUAAAAUGCAUUAGAAAACACUGUGUGGCAUAUGAUAUGAACAACUUUUAGG
This is a messenger RNA of Medioppia subpectinata, 1125 nucleotides long. The record is from the annotation of a GenBank genome assembly. Lineage: Eukaryota; Metazoa; Arthropoda; Arachnida; Sarcoptiformes; Oppiidae.